UGGCCCAACUAGUAGGACAAUCUUGAAUGCCUUAAACUGACUUCCACCCUCCAUGAUAUAGAAGUUGUACCAUCUUCUUCUACCAACGCCUUCAUAAAUAGAAUACUAAUAUAGAUACAUCUGCCAACAUAUCUAUUCAAUACUCUCUCUCUCUCUCUCUCUCUCUCUCUCCCAUUUCCACAUGAAAACCGAGUACAGGGAAAGAGAGCAGCAGCCGUGCUGCUAUUUCCAUCAGGAACAGGUGGUCGUAGGGGUGUGUCCCAUUUGCUUGAAUGAGAGACUCGUAAUCCUUGCAGCCAAGCAAUUGGGUGAAGACUACUCCUACAGAUCAAGAAAUCAGAGUGCCAAACAGAGGAUUAGAUUUAGGCCUUCUUCCAUCAUUACCCUCCCUAAGAUUUUGGUUUUGGGUUCACUUCUCAAGUCUCAUGAUCACAAGCCAUUUGAUUACUCUUGCAGCGAUGCCUCAACUAGUACAGAAGACUCUUUCAUAUCAAUCAAAUUCGAGGAAAAUGGAGUUCCCUCUUGGGAGAUGAGCAAAUUAAUCUCUAAUGCCUCUCUAGAUUACUGCAACAUCCCUCGGAGCAGGAGCAGGAGCAAGGGCGAGGGCAAGGGCACCACCAACAGUACUGUGGUGGAGCUUCCAAAGCCACGUGGCGGCUCGCUGAGGUGGAGGAAGCGUAUUGGGCACUUGUUCCAGCUCAGCAGAUGGAAGAAGCCCACCAAAGGGAGUGGUGUGUGCCACGUUGGCAGCAGUAAGGUGGUGGAAGGGGUGAAGGUGAGGAGUUCUGGGUGGAUAAGGAGUCUGACAAAGAGGAGGAGAUCAGGCAUGGAAUAAAGGGUUUUUUUUAUUUUUUUAUUUUAAAGAUUGUGAUUUUUGGCCACGAUCUGGAUAUAAAGUCAUGUUAUCGAUAUUGUGAAGUCAAAAAGAAAAAUUAACGAACUUUUAGAGCAUCUCUAACCCAUCUCUAAAAGUCCAAAAUGGAGAAUGGAUGUAAAAUAUUGAAGAAAAACUUUGUAAUUUAUUCCUAUUUUAUGAGAUAAUCUAUGAGGGACCCAUCGUACUUUGUGGAUA
Rhododendron vialii is the source of this 1072-nucleotide messenger RNA. RefSeq lists its product as uncharacterized. Lineage: Eukaryota; Viridiplantae; Streptophyta; Magnoliopsida; Ericales; Ericaceae. The record is from RefSeq and is a predicted model, not a curated record. Bases 182 to 835 code for a protein of 217 amino acids. The transcript has 2 exons.